CACAGUGCAACUCUGGAACCACGAUCAAAAGCUAUAUCCCCAUUCACCUUGUAUUGAAGGUCGGAAACUGGAGAGAUUAAAAGACUACCAUGGCAUCCUCAGCCGAUCUUUCCAAAGGAGGGGUUGCUGUGACAAAACAAAACAAAGGUCCCCCUUUCAAGUUUCUGGUUCCUCUUUUAUAUGCCCCUGUCCUUCCCCUCAUAAGACUCGGGCUUCGGAGGAAUCCAGUUUUGAGGGAUCGAUUGUUCACCGUUGUCUUGGCAGGCGGUUUUCUUCAUGGAUUUUAUUUGGUAACUGACUUGUACGAUAUUGAGAGCAAGUGAAAUUGCAGAGGUUGAGAGACGCAUUGUUUCAAAGCUUAUUGGUUUUGGUUUUUGUUUGAAGAGAUAAAUGUUCAAGAAUUGCUUGUGACAGACUUGGAUAAGCAUUCUUUUCAUUCCUUUAUGAGAAUUAAGCUGUGUUUUGUAUUACAUUUUCCAAAUAAAAAGAAAAAAAAAGACCAAAAUCUACUUUGACCAAUUCAUACAAG
This is a messenger RNA of Nelumbo nucifera (sacred lotus), 529 nucleotides long. Its product is annotated as SH3/FCH domain protein. Gene Ontology annotation, cellular component: respiratory chain complex I; chloroplast. The record is from RefSeq and is a predicted model, not a curated record. Lineage: Eukaryota; Viridiplantae; Streptophyta; Magnoliopsida; Proteales; Nelumbonaceae.